UGUACAAUUAUUUGAAUAUCGAAUAUUGAAUUUUGGCAAGAGGUAACUUCGAAGUCGAGAAUACAGGACUGUGGGCCAGGGUUAGACGUUAGCGGAAGAUUGGAAGGAGGUCCUAUAGAGAGACGACCCGGCUGAUGCUCUCUUCUCUGUGUGCGGUGCUUCGAAGUUGAUCUUGCUUCUGCCGCCAUCAUGUUGCUGAUUUUGGACGAUGAGCACAAGGAGCACUUGAGCUUUCUGACAUCAGUGGAGGUUGAUGUGGUGCGGGAAUUCUGCAAAAUUGCGAUGGGCUUCCUACGCAAAGGUGCCAAUCCAAAGAUCUACCAAGGCGCAGCACAGAAGCUGUCUGUCAGCCCCGAAACCAUCCAGCAUGGCGUGGAAGGAUUGAUGUAUCUGUUAACGGAGUGUGCCAAGCUUAUGGUUAAUGAGAUUGACUUCCAAGACUCCAUCCUUGUUCUUGGCUUCUCGGAGGAGCUGAAGUCUGAGCUUCUUCAGCUUUAUCUUGAGAACCGCAAGGAGAUUCGCCGGCUGCUGUCCGACAUGACUCUGCAGUUGCCUCACUACCACACACUGGAGUGGAGACUUGAUGUUCAGGUGGCCAGUCGGACCCUGCGCCAUCAAGUACAGCCAUCCGUUGUUCUCAAACUCCACACGACGGAAGAGGGUGAAACAAAAGCCCAGGUUCUGGAAACGGAUGCCACCAACUUGGCUCAUCUUGCUAGCAGCCUAGAAGGUGCGCUGAAUGAAAUGAAGGGUCAACAUUGUAGGAGAAUACUACGGAACAUCAAGUAGAACACAUGAUUUUUGCAGGGCCCAUCGAACAUGAACAUCUUUCUUUUUUUUCAAAUAGUUUCCUCAUGAAAUAUUUACCAACCCGUCUGUGACGGGGGUUGAGCAUUUGCUGGCAAUAGUUGUUUGUCAGCUUCCUUUCGCUUUUAAGUUGUCAAUUUGUAGUGUAAUCAUGACCGUUCAAUAAUUGUAUGUGUGUACAAUUCAUUGCUUUUCAUCAUGCUGGCAUGUUUGUAUUGUUUGGCGGAGGUUUGCACAGAUGUGACCUUUCCAUUCUUCUGUAUUUCAAUUGUGUAUGUGAUUUUUGAAGUAGGACGGUAACAUUGCAGAGACCCUUACAUCUAGUUUCAAGUAAUCCAGAUUUGCUCAUCCUGAUAUGGAAUUCUUAAUUAAUAGGGAUAAUUCAGUAUCGUGCUGUAAGUACCAUUAGUCCUUUCUACUCAUCCCCCAGCAAUCGACAUCCUAGGCUGAUGUUCUGAACAAUCACACGUGCACGUGCAGCCUA
This is a messenger RNA of Sycon ciliatum, 1291 nucleotides long. RefSeq names its product COMM domain-containing protein 2-like. The coding region runs from base 190 to 789 and encodes 199 amino acids. The record is from RefSeq and is a predicted model, not a curated record. NCBI's taxonomy places the organism in Eukaryota, Metazoa, Porifera, Calcarea, Leucosolenida, Sycettidae. The transcript is spliced from 6 exons.